Molecule: messenger RNA, 1278 nt
Organism: Oryza brachyantha (malo sina)
Lineage: Eukaryota; Viridiplantae; Streptophyta; Magnoliopsida; Poales; Poaceae
Exons: 3
Coding region: 1-915 (304 amino acids)
Biological process (GO): protein import into nucleus
Cellular component (GO): nucleus; cytosol
Molecular function (GO): nuclear import signal receptor activity
Source: RefSeq, a predicted model, not a curated record
AUGUCGUCCUUGGGUUCGAUCGCUGCUGGACUGGACAGGAAGUCGAUCUCCCGCGAUCAACGGAGAGGAGGAAUGCGAGAGAUGGAGACGCGCUCUCAGGAGGGGGCGGGGCAAUGGGUUCCUCUGCGAUGCGUCUCUGGCCACCUUAUAUCGCCACCAGUGGUCGCGAACUCGAGCUCGAAGCGGAGACGGGGGACAGGGGCAGAGUCCGAUUCGAAUUCGUGGCGCGAAAUCCGAGUCGGUGUCGAGCGCGAUGGCUGCAGUUUGGGAAUUUACGCGCAGCUUCUAGAACCCUCAGUUCUUCCACUGUAUAAGUUGAUCGGAGCGCCGAGAGCGUUCCCUCCGCUCCCCCGCGAUCCAGCAGCAGCCGCCAUGUUCGGCGUCGUCUUCCCGGACCACAGCUUCCCCCUCGACGCCACCGCCUUCGCGCAGGUGGCGCCCAACUCCUGGGCGCUCGACCUCUCCACGCUCGCCCUCGCCGCCGCCCCGCGCUCCGCCGUCGUCUUCCUGCUCCCAGCCGCCGCGGCGGCGCUCCCGCCGGGCAAGGCCGUGGCCGUCUACUUCCAGCCGGCCGCCAAUCGCCCCUUCGCGUUCCUCGGCGCGCUCGGCCCCGGGCGCCCCUCCGCGAGCCUCCCGCUUCCUGAGGCCGGCGACGACCCGGAGCCCCCGGUCGGCCCGCCGAAGCUGGGCGUGGCUGUAGAGGACGCCGCGGCGCUGCCGCCGCCCCCCGACGAGCAACGCGCCGAGCGCGUCGCGCUCCGCGUCGGCGAGAACCUGUUCAACUUCAUGCAGUCGUUCUGCGGCGCCGAUGGCGGCAAGCUGGUGGUGCCCACGGACAUCCUUGACCGGUGGUUCCGGAAGUUCCAGGAGCGGGCCAAGAAGGAUCCGGCGUAUCUCAAAACCUUCGACUUUUGAGAGCGGAGGUUAUUUUGCUUGCCUGCAACCAUUAUGUCGGCAGAAAGUGUUGGGUAGUAGAGUUUUGUAGUUCUGUACAUUAUCUAUCAGUUCUAUAUUUGUACGUUGAAUUUCAAUCAUCGUUGUUGCCAGUUCACUUUUCUGAGAAUAGGCACCAAAAGCGACAAAUAUGAUGGAUACUUGUGCGUGCCAAACUGUACAGAAGUACUACAUUUGAUUUGACCUUUGGCACUGCAUGUCACAGAUAUCUUGGCUUUGCAGCAUGCUAAGAAAUGGAUAGCUCUGCCUGAACUGGACGCGAUAAUUGCUAUUUUGAAUUUUUUUUAUUUUUUAAACCUUUUAAUACAAAAUUUUAUUACUAAA